Pseudopipra pipra is the source of this 686-nucleotide messenger RNA. Its product is annotated as cytochrome c1, heme protein, mitochondrial. Bases 1 to 468 code for a protein of 155 amino acids. Gene Ontology annotation, biological process: mitochondrial electron transport, ubiquinol to cytochrome c. Lineage: Eukaryota; Metazoa; Chordata; Aves; Passeriformes; Pipridae. The transcript is spliced from 4 exons. The record is from RefSeq and is a predicted model, not a curated record. Gene Ontology annotation, molecular function: electron transfer activity; heme binding.
AUGCCAGGUCUGGGGGGUCCUGGGGGGUCAUUGGGGAUUGGGGAUUGGGGAUCCAACAACGGGGCACUGCCCCCCGACCUCAGCUACGUCGUCAAUGCCAGGCACGGAGGGGAGGAUUACGUGUUCUCGCUGCUGACGGGGUACUGUGACCCCCCCGCGGGGGUGUCGGUGCGGGAGGGGCUGCACUACAACCCCUACUUCCCGGGGCAGGCCAUCGGCAUGGCCCCGCCCAUCUACGACGAGGUGCUCGAGUUCGACGACGGGACCCCCGCCACCAUGUCCCAGAUCGCCAAGGACGUCUGCACCUUCCUGCGCUGGGCGGCCGAGCCCGAGCACGACCACCGCAAACGCAUGGGGCUCAAGAUGCUGCUGAUGUCGGGGCUGCUGGUGCCCCUGGUGUACUACAUGAAGCGGCACAAGUGGUCGGUGCUCAAGAGCAGGAAGAUGGUCUAUCGGCCCCCCAAGUAGGGGGGGCUCCAUCGGCCCCCACCCCCCCAAACAGGGGGCAGGGGGCCCCCCUCGGUGUGCCAGCCCCCCCGAGCGGGGGGUGAAGAGCGAGGGGGGUCUGUUGGCCCCCCAGGGAGGGGUGGGGGGGGGUCUCCCCAUCCCCACCGUGUAUUUAAAGCCGAGCCCCGGCCCCGGGGGGCUCCAGGCACGGGAAUAAAGGCUCGGGGUUCCACGGGAAA